Messenger RNA from Penicillium roqueforti, 960 nucleotides. RefSeq names its product putative extracellular SCP domain protein Pry1. The transcript is spliced from 2 exons. NCBI's taxonomy places the organism in Eukaryota, Fungi, Ascomycota, Eurotiomycetes, Eurotiales, Aspergillaceae. The record is from RefSeq and is a predicted model, not a curated record. Gene Ontology annotation, cellular component: extracellular region. Bases 1 to 960 code for a protein of 319 amino acids.
AUGGAUCGAAACACUCACACCAGAACUACACGAUGGUUGGCCAUUCUUACACUCCUCACCGUGCAAAUACUCAAUGCAAACGCCGACGUAGUAACCGUCUGGACGACGGUAAAAGUGCCAGCGCCAACACAAACAGCCCCCGUGUCACCAUCCUACACCUCCCUGGACGAGUUCAAGGGCGAUAUGCUGAAAGUCACGAACGAUUACCGCGCCAAUCACGAUGCCAAACCACUGAAAUGGAACGACACUUUGGCCGAUUACUCGAAGGAGUGGGCAUCAGCCUGUAUCUGGAAACAUUCGGAAAGCAGCUACGGCGAGAACCUCGCAUACGGAUACCAGAAUGUCUCUGCUGCUGUCAUUGCCUGGGGUGAUGAAGGCGAAUUGUAUAACUUCGACAAGCCGACAGGCUUCACUGAGGCGACGGGGCAUUUCACUCAGUUGGUCUGGAAGUCAACUACGCAGGUUGGGUGUGCCGCUGUCAACUGUGGGUAUACGAAGAAUGACAAUGCGAAAAGAGAUGUCGAGGUCGAAGUACAAGAUGAUGUCUUCGAAGAGGAUUUGUUCGAAGGGGUGGUGAUGACGCCUCGUUUCAGUGUGGAUGAAGCUGGAGGAGAUGGCUUGGAAGGGCUGAAGGUCGCGCGAGGCGAACCGCGGGCUCAAGGCUGGUAUGUGGUUUGCGAAUAUACACCUCCUGGAAAUGUUGUGGGCUUGCAUGAUUCCUACUUCAAAAAGAACGUCUUGCCAGAGUCCUCGUCUUCAACCAAGUCUUCUUCGUCCACGACUUCUGAGUCCUCUUCCACGUCUAUCACUGAGCCGUCGCCGAAUGCUGCGACAUCCACUACCAUCGGAAGUCAGAGUCAGCCUACGGGAGGUGCUAUGAGGUUCGCGCUGGACUCGACAUUGGGCAUGAUGCUGGUAACAUUGGGAGCGGUGGGCGUGGGAAGGGGGCUUUAUACUUGA